AUGUCUUCUCUGGAACCUUUUGUAAAUUCAAUAAAGCCGGCACUGGACAUGUUUUUGCUACCCAGCAAAGAAACUUUACAGAAAUUGCAAAAUGAAUUGGUACAAUUCAAUUGGAUGCAAAUUAAUAUAUUCAAUGUACAUAUUCUAGUUCCUUUGGUCCUAAAGCUGGAUGAGUUGAGCAAUGCUAAUGAAGACUUAAGAACUGGUUGCUUAGACUGCAUGACAUUGGUAACUUCCAAAAUUUAUUUAAAGGAAUUAACCGCAUUGCGAACAAUGCUUGUAGUCAUUGUGAAACAAAUUCGUGAAAUGGAUAAAGCUAUAAUGAGACCAAACGUUUCGGAAGAUAUUAAAUUGGCGGCUGUAAAAUGUAUGUCUGAAUGUUUACGUCGUUCCACAACAGAUGUGUUGGAACAGUUCUAUUGCAAAGACUCCUCCAUGAUUCUGGGGCAAAUUCUGUUAACAUUAGUAGAUCUUGUUGAACAUGAAAAGUACAAGAAACUUGUCAUUGCGUCAUUGGAAUGCCUGAUGAUUGUGUUUUAUGUACACGAUGAAGCAGAUCGCAUGGAUGUUGUUUUACGUAACCAAGUGGCCAACGUACUGUUUAUAUUUCUACCCAAAAUUGUCACUAUUCUAUAUAAAUCUGCACUAUCUGACGACAAAAUUGGAGAGACAAUAAAAAUUAAUGCCAUUAAAGCUUUGGGCAGAAUACUUUGUGUCAUCUAUGAAGAAACAAUGGAAGAUGUAAUAAAUGCAAAAUAUGAUGCAGAUGCUUUUAAAAAGCUUAUAUCGAGCUAUCAUGCAUAUUCCAGUGAUUCCAUAAACAACGAUGAUGACAUUUUGGCCAUAAAAAAGAACCGUGAGCAAUUGGAAGAGCGUAUGAACAAAAUGCAAACCGAAGGAAGAACAGCAGAAUGGAUACAGGCAUCAUCGAAAAAAUUACGUACCAUAUUUACAGAAACCAAUAUCUUAAGAUCGCACACAUCGACUAAAAUACGUAUGGAAUAUGCACAGAUGUGUUGUCUACUGAUUCAGAACUGUGCUUAUAACAAUCUCAAAGAAAAUUUUAUUUUUAUGCUCGAAAAUGUGGUAGCCUUUACAGAAGAUGAUGAUGUUCAUAUAAGAAAACUUUGCGUGAAUUGUAUUGAUCAAAUGCAGAUGUUAUAUAUAAAUGGCGGCAUUUUUGAUGAAAACUCGGAACUACUUUUCGAUGAACAUUUGGCAAAAUUACCACGAAUUAUACAAAGGGGCGAUGAUUCGGAGCAGUACACCGAAUUUAUGUUCUUAAAAGCCUUUCUUAAGUCAGUGAGUGCAAACAAAUUGCAAUUUCUUCUAUCCAUUCCGAAAAAUUUGGAAAUGUUUUGUAUGUGUUUGUUGUCGGCUGUGGAAUUAAAUAUUUCAUUUAAUUUUCUCGUCGAAGAGUAUUCUUUACGUAAUAUAGACAUAGAUGGUGAUUAUAUGGAAGCGUGUAAAUUGCCUUGGCGUAAUUUCAAAAAUAUGAACUCUGAAAGAUGUGCAAAAUGUUUACAGGACAUUUGUUGCAUUGUGGGUCGUAUCGUCAUUUUAAAUCGCAUUGUGACAGACCACCUUAUGGAUUUGUUAAAUCAACAAAAUCCAGCUAUAAAUGAAAUCUUUCUUAUAUUGUUGUGGUUAUCGACGGCCAAGGAAAAAGACAAAAACUUUCAGUAUAGCGAUUUAGAUUUUGUUAAAAAGUUAUUGGAAGAGGUGUUAAAUGAUAAACAUUGGCAUCUGUCUCUGGAACCAGAUAAUGUAACGAAAAUAAAAAGUAAUAAGUAUGUAGAUUGGUUUGUUGAUCGAACCCCUGGACUUUAUGAAUCUGCAGUGGAAAUUCGAACUCAAGAUUGUGAUUCUGAUGAUGAGACUGAGGAUUUAUGUGACAAUAAUGUUACAAUUGCUGACGCCGAAUUCAAUGUUUUGCAUACAUGCAUCACUAUGGAUUGUUUGGGACAUUGCGCAUUGUAUAUAGGUGAAAGGUUUGAUAGUUAUGUAUUUCAAGCGUUGCAUAAGGUGCUAUUGAAAAUUGCCCAUAGCAAUACACUAGUUUACAAAGCUGCAACAUUCGCACUUGUUUCCAUGCAAAAAGCCCUUCGUUUUAAAACAGCCACGCAAUUGGUAGAGAGCCAUGCGGACUAUAUAGCCUACCAUUUAAACACAUUGUUGAAAAGAACACCUGAUAGCAAAUCGGCUGUUGAUAUACUUAGCGUCCUUCUGCAGUUUUCAUCCCGAAGUACGUUGCCUCACAUGGAAACGAUAUUUCAAACAAUAUACAAUGAAUGUUCCAAGGCUCACCAAACACGGAAUAUAAUCUCUUAUCUUAAGGUGUUCAAUGCUUUUUUAAGGCACAUAGAAAAAUGGUUGGAGACUUGCAAUCAAGAGCUGGAGGGUGCAAAUGCAAUGCAAACCGAUGAAAUCAAGUCUGAAGAGAAUAAUUUACUAUCUACAUGGUUGCAGUUACUAGACGACCCAUCAUUUUCUGACGACAUAAUUUCCCAUAAAGAUGAGAAACAAGCCAAUGAAAAUUUAAUACAGCAAGAACAAAAACAUCCAAAUGAAACAUAUGACCAAGAAAGCAUUGAAAAAUGUUUACCACGCCAUAUAGAUAUAAUUAAAACGAUAUUGGAACAAGUUGUAAAAUUUAUUAAUUCAUCUGACCAACGUCUACAAAUUCUGUCAUUGGAAUGUUUGGCAUGUGGUCUGCCUUUAUUGACAAGCUAUGAAAAUGUUUUACUUCCUUUGGUGCAUUUGAUUUGGUCACCAUUGGUUGAGAAAUUUCGCCAAAGAAAUGCCCUGGUAUUAAAUCGUUGUUUUGCAUUACUAGAAAUACUGGCUAAAUGUGCCAAGGAUUUUAUUACAAAAAGAAGUUUGGACGAUGUCAUACCUUUUCUUAAGUCGUUUCUUCAAAAGGCUGCUCAAUAUUCAAGCAAGGAGAAAAUAACAGCACAAACACAAGAAUACAAAUUGCAGCUUAAACUCCUGGAAGCAUUCCCAAAUCUUAUUGUAUGUCUAGAUUUGGAUGGAAAACAUCUUAAUGAUAUCCUAGAAAUUGUGUCAUUGUAUUUAUCCAACGAUCAGCCUAAAGAACUUCAAAGGCAUGCUGUAUCCUUUUUCAAAACACUUCAUUUAUACAAUGGUCCCAUGGUGUAUUUGAUAAUAAUUAAAAAAUCACAUUUAAAAUUAUAUGAAGAUAAUGUAAAAAAUAUUCUUUUAACAUUUGGUAUAAAAUAAAAUUAACAAGUAAAAAACAUUAA
Musca domestica (house fly) is the source of this 3266-nucleotide messenger RNA. RefSeq lists its product as uncharacterized. Gene Ontology annotation, cellular component: cytoplasm. Lineage: Eukaryota; Metazoa; Arthropoda; Insecta; Diptera; Muscidae. Gene Ontology annotation, biological process: chromatin remodeling. The record is from RefSeq and is a predicted model, not a curated record.